Racocetra persica is the source of this 1753-nucleotide messenger RNA. Lineage: Eukaryota; Fungi; Glomeromycota; Glomeromycetes; Diversisporales; Gigasporaceae. The record is from the annotation of a GenBank genome assembly.
UUGAAGACAGUACCUUUCGAAGAAAAAGCAAUAUCUUAUUUAAUAGAAGUUUUGCAGGAUCAUAGUACACAUGGAAUUAGCAAUCCUGAUGAUGUUAGUUUAGCUCUUGCUAUCAAUGAACAAUAUCCGAAAAUCGUGAAUAAUUCUCAAUGGAAGAAAGCUAUAUUGCACAGCUGUGAGACUUGUGAAUCUAAAUGGCUCAAUCCACACAUUCUUCAUCACGAUAAUUUAACAAAGUUGUCUGAAGCCAUUCAUGCAAAAACAAGCAAGUUCGCCACUGAGACUCAACCGAAUUAUGAAAAUAGAAUGCAUUCUGUUUGGAACACAAUAAUUCAAUGGUUUAUCUCUCCUCCUGGAGAGAGUCACAAGAAGAAUAUGGUCACAUUUGAGACAUUUUGGAAAGUGGUAGUAGAUGAAUGUCUUUUUCAUGAGGAUACUACACAUCACAGGAAAUUUUGGGGAUUUCAAUUGUUCGAAAAAGCUCUAACAUCAUUACCACUGGAAAAAACGCCUUCAAUAUUUACUCCAAAUCUUUUACGAACAUUAAUGAACAAUUUUGUCGACAAAUCACGAUACUUGCACGAGGCCGUUAUGCAUAUCUUGUCUGUCUUUGAACAAGUCGAUAAAGACAAAGCUGUAAUCAUAGUAAUGCAACUUUUAGGUCAUAAUUGUAACAAAAAUUUCGAUAGAUUCUUUAAUACUAAAGCUAUUAAGAAAGUUUUUGGCACAUUGGAUAGCGAAGCACUUGAACAAUAUUUAUCACAUCUUAAAAAAAAUUUUUUAUAUCCGAAUGAAAUUCAAUUGAGUGAAAAUAGAUCAAUCGAGCAGCACCGUCAAUGGAUUGUGAACCAUCUAUACACUUUUUUAAAGGAUUCUCAUGUAAAAUGUCACGAAGGAUUUUCGAAAUCUAUUUUGGACUUUUUUACUAUUCAUGGAUUUUUCGUUUCAAAAGAUUUGGAUACCACAAAGGAUAAGAAGAAAACCUCUGAGGUUGAAUCACAUACCAAAUCCUACAAUACACGUUCUUCAAAAAGAAUGAAGCUUGACACGGGAAUUUCUGAUAAUUCAGAAAAAACUCAUGUCUUAUUUGAAUUACCAAUACCAAAGCUCUCAGAGAAAACUCAAAAGUGUUGUCGGACACGUUUUUUUCAUGCACUUGGCGAAUUGUGUUCUAUUCGUUCUUUAGACCAUGAAACGUCUAGCCAUAAAUUAAACGGUACCAUGAGUGAUGGUUGUGCAUGGGCUUAUUAUGCUGUAAAUUUAAUGAAAAAGUAUGAUGACGAUUCUCGAAUAGAGCCAUUGAUAAUUUUAAGUAAUGAAGCUCAAAAAAUGAAAGAUGAAGUCAUUAUACUUUUGCAACAAAUCAAUGAUAAGGUACAGAGUGAACCAUCAACAAAUGAUUCUACAAACACUUUACAAUAUAAGGGUUUUAUAUUACUGUUCUCUUUCUCAAUUCUUGCGUUGUACAUUGAGCCAGACGAUUCCAUGAGCGCCUUAAAGUCUUCAAAAAAAUUGAAAAACACAAAUGAAAAUAAUCAAGAUAUGCAUAACCCUGUUGAUGUUAUUGUAGAUAUUCUACUUGGAUUUCUUGCAAAACCAUCUUCAUUUUUACACAAGAUGUCGGAACAAAUAUUUAAGAUUUUUUGUGGUGAUAUCACAAAAUCGUCAUUGGAUGUAAUGAUUGAACUGUUGAACAAAAAAAAAGAUAAUGAAGACGACCAAAUGAUGGAUAUUGAUGAUGUUGAUGAAGGCA